This is a messenger RNA of Empidonax traillii (willow flycatcher), 441 nucleotides long. Its product is annotated as aldehyde dehydrogenase, dimeric NADP-preferring-like. The coding region runs from base 1 to 426 and encodes 141 amino acids. Gene Ontology annotation, molecular function: aldehyde dehydrogenase (NAD+) activity. Gene Ontology annotation, cellular component: cytoplasm. The transcript is spliced from 4 exons. Gene Ontology annotation, biological process: aldehyde metabolic process. NCBI's taxonomy places the organism in Eukaryota, Metazoa, Chordata, Aves, Passeriformes, Tyrannidae. The record is from RefSeq and is a predicted model, not a curated record.
AUGGAACCUUUUGAGGUCAUGGCUGUUCCAGUCGGGCAGAUCUUGUGCUUAAGUGAUGUGGUGGAGAACAUCAAGGCAACUCUCCAGGAAUUCUAUGGGGAGGACGUGAAGUCGUCUCCGGAUUAUGGAAGGAUUGUCAACAAGCGCCACUUCAAGAGGGUGAUGGGCUUGCUGGAAGGGCAGAAGAUCGCUCAUGGGGGAGAGAAUGAUGAGGCCUCCUGCUUCAUAGCACCAACCAUCCUGACCGACGUUUCCCCGGAUUCAAAGGUGAUGGAGGAGGAAAUCUUCGGACCUGUCCUGCCCAUUGUGACCAUGAAGAGUGUAGAGGAAGCCAUUGAGUUCAUCAACCGUCGGGAGAAGCCCCUUGCCUUGUAUGUCUUCUCCAACAACAAGAAGGUGGGUCUGGGCAGCGGUGCCUCAGUGUGAUUGGAUCCUGUACUU